AUGGAUUAUUUGUUUGCAUAUCUUUUAUCUUAUUGUGUUCUUAUUAUUACUCUUCUUCUUGUUGUCAUUCUUAAAAGAUGUUUCUCAUUGCAGUCUCGAACUUCAAGAAAACUAACUCACCUUUUAACUGGUCCUUUUUUUGUUUUAACUUGGAAGUUCUAUCCAAGUACUUCUCUUUCUUGUUUUAUUGCUGCAACUAUUCCUUUUUCAGUUUCUCUCUUGUUAUUGUUGUGUUAUCUCUUCCAGAAAUUACCUUUAUCUCAGUUCAUCCUUCAAAUUAUGUCAAGAAAUAAAGAUCCUCAUGAAUUACUUGAAGGUCCUUUUAUUUAUGGGGUUGUUAUUUCUCUUAUUACUAUUCUUUUUUGGUAUGAUACCCCUGUUGGAAUUGUUUCAAUUAUUGUUUUAUGUUUGGGAGAUGGAAUGGCUGAUAUAAUUGGUUCUCACAGUACAAGAGUAAUUCCAGCUCCAUUUGGUAGAAAAACAUUUGGUGGGUGUUGUUCUUUUAUCAUCUUUAGUUUUAUUGGUUCUUUGGUCUUUGAAUAUAUAAUAUUUGAGAAAAUUUGGGUUUUUAACACCUUAGCUAUCGUUAGUCUUGGUUGUUGCAUUGAAUUUAUCUCUCCAUCGUUGUAUGAUAAUUUAACGAUUACAUUAACAACAUCAAUAAUAGCUUAUUUUAUUCAUUGGUGA
Molecule: messenger RNA, 687 nt
Organism: Entamoeba dispar SAW760
Lineage: Eukaryota; Evosea; Mastigamoebida; Endamoebidae
Exons: 1
Coding region: 1-687 (228 amino acids)
Biological process (GO): phosphatidic acid biosynthetic process
Cellular component (GO): endoplasmic reticulum membrane
Molecular function (GO): ATP-dependent diacylglycerol kinase activity
Source: RefSeq, a predicted model, not a curated record